Molecule: messenger RNA, 477 nt
Organism: Naegleria gruberi
Lineage: Eukaryota; Heterolobosea; Eutetramitea; Acrasida; Naegleriidae
Exons: 1
Coding region: 1-477 (158 amino acids)
Source: RefSeq, a predicted model, not a curated record
AUGCUUGACAAGAUAGAGAGUCACCCCAAUCACAUACCUAACCUAGAUUGGAACUCUAUCAACGUCAGCUACCUUAAAUCCCAUUUGUCUCCUAAAUCUAAAUAUUAUAUUUGGAGAAACUCUUCAAAUGCCCACAUCAAUUUUGGUGAGGGUAAAAGUUUCUGUCAUGAUUGUAACACAGAAUCUGACCUUAAUCACUAUAUUCAUGAAUGCCCUGCUCUGGAUAGUGCCAGAUACUUUUGCUUGUCAAAAAUAUCUGAUAUUCUUGAUCAGAGAGAGUGUAAACUCACUCAUAUUCAAUUCAGACCAGAAAAGCAUCACCAUGUACUCUUCUUCCACCAUUCUGGAACCACAUUCUUCGAAGAUGGAUACGUACAACAAUACCCAGACAUUGCAGAGAAAUGGCCUGAGAUUCAGGGAGCCAUUUCUAACUUUGUCGGCCGCUCCUAUAGAUAUUAUUAUAUUGACUCAAUGUAA